Molecule: messenger RNA, 2280 nt
Organism: Thlaspi arvense
Lineage: Eukaryota; Viridiplantae; Streptophyta; Magnoliopsida; Brassicales; Brassicaceae
Source: the annotation of a GenBank genome assembly
AUGUUCUUUCUUGUGGAAAUGUUUAACCCAAAGAAUGCCAAUCUUGUUAAUUUGAGAGUUAAUCUACUUGCAAAUGAUUCAUCUCGCUCAAAGGAAGGAGAGAUGGAAGGGAUUAAGCUUUCUUUCCCAGCGGAUACUCCACCACUUUCAGUCAUCGCUGCUAUCGCUCUCUCAGCCUCUCCGGUCACUAUCGACUCCUCCGCCAUCGCUACCACCGUCCCUACUUUUGCCUUCUCCGACGGGCGGAAACUGAGUGGUGCGUCCGUUCUUCUUCGCUAUGUUGGUCGAUCUGCGAACACGCUUCCUGAUUUCUACGGCCGCGAUGCUUUUGAAUCUUCCCAGAUUGAUGAGUGGGUAGAUUACGCUCCUGUCUUCUCCACUGGUUCAGAGUUUGAGAAUGCUUGCACUCGCGUCGAUAAGUACCUCGAGAGUCUCACGUUUCUUGUUGGCCAUUCUCUUUCCAUUGCUGAUGUCGCUAUUUGGUCUGCUCUUGCUGGAUCUGGCCCGAGAUGGGAAAGCUUGAGGAAAUCGAAAAAGUAUCAGAAUUUGGUUAGAUGGUUCAAUUCGAUAUUGCUCGAGUACACCGAGCCACUCAACAAGGUGGUAGCAACGUACACUGUUAAGAAAGGCUCAGGGAAGCCUGUUGCUGCACCGAAGUCCAAAGACCAACAACAAGCUCUGAAAUCAGACGCUAAUGAUAAAGGGAAACCUGAAGUGGACUUGCCUGGUGCAGAGAUGGGAAAGGUCCGGCUCCGGUUUGCUCCUGAACCGAGCGGUUAUCUUCACAUUGGACACGCCAAGGCCGCGUUGCUCAACAAGUAUUUCGCCGAGCGCUACCAAGGGGAAGUGAUCGUGCGUUUUGAUGAUACUAACCCGGCUAAAGAGAGCACUGAGUUUGUGGAUAACCUUGUGAAGGAUAUUGGGACCUUGGGGAUCAAGUACGAGAGAGUGACGUACACUUCUGAUUACUUUCCUGAGCUGAUGGAAAUGGCGGAGAAGCUGAUGCGCGAGGGUAAGGCGUAUGUUGAUGACACGCCGAGGGAAGUUAUGCAGAAAGAGAGGAUGGAUGGGAUUGAUUCAAAAUGCAGGAAUCAUAGCGUCGAGGAGAAUUUGAAGCUAUGGAAGGAAAUGAUUGCGGGAAGUAAGAGAGGGUUAGAGUGCUGUGUUCGUGGGAAAUUAAACAUGCAAGAUCCUAACAAAGCCAUGAGAGACCCGGUUUACUAUCGAUGCAACCCUAUGACUCACCACCGUAUCGGUGAUAAGUAUAAGAUAUAUCCUACGUACGACUUUGCUUGCCCGUUUGUGGAUUCUCUUGAAGGUAUAACGCAUGCCCUUAGGUCUAGUGAGUAUCAUGACCGGAAUGCUCAGUACUACAAAGUUCUGGAGGACAUGGGAAUGCGAAGGGUUGAGCUUUACGAAUUCAGCCGGUUAAAUCUGGUUUACACUCUUCUCAGCAAGCGCAAGCUUCUCUGGUUUGUCCAGCAGGGUUUGGUUGGCGGGUGGGAUGAUCCACGUUUCCCGACAGUGCAAGGAAUUGUGCGCAGAGGUUUGAAAAUCGAGGCUUUGAUCCAGUUCAUUCUCGAGCAGGGUGCUUCGAAGAAUCUAAAUUUGAUGGAAUGGGACAAGCUCUGGUCUAUUAACAAGAAGAUAGUUGAUCCUGUGUGCCCUAGACAUACGGCUGUGGUUGAAGAGCGGCGUGUGCUGUUGACCUUAACGGAUGGUCCUGAUGAGCCGUUUGUCCGCUUGAUACCAAAGCACAAGAAAUUUGAAGGUGCCGGAGAAAAGGCGACCACUUUCACAAAGAGCAUUUGGAUCGAAGGAGUCGAUGCGAGUGCCAUCUCUGUUGGUGAGGAAGUAACUUUGAUGGAUUGGGGAAAUGCUAUUGUGAAGGAAAUCACCAAGGACGAGGAGGGUCGUGUCACUGCGUUAUCCGGCGUUCUGAAUCUCCAAGGAUCUGUGAAGACUACGAAGCUGAAGCUCACUUGGCUUCCCGAGAUUAACGACUUGGUCAAGCUCACAUUAACGGACUUUGAUUAUUUGAUCACCAAGAAGAAGCUUGAAGAAGAUGAUGAAGUUGCUACUUUUGUGAAUCCUUACACGAAGAAGGAAACAUUGGCACUUGGUGAUUCGAAUAUGAGGAAUCUGCAGCGUGGGGAUGUGAUUCAGCUUGAGAGGAAAGGCUAUUACAGGUGCGAUGUGCCAUUUGUCAAAUCGUCGAAACCCAUUGUGUUAUUCUCAAUUCCAGAUGGAAGGCAACACCAGCCAUUGGCUGCUAACUGA